CGCCCCGCGCCGCGCGCAACAGGCCACGCGGGCUGGCCUCUCCUCGGCGUGAUCCGGAAGACGGAGCGAUGCCAAAGAAAGCAAAGCCUGCGGGGACUGGGCAGGAAGAGGGGCCUGCUCCCUGCAAACAGCCGAAGGUGGAGGCCGCUGGGGGGCCCUGCACGUUGAACUUCGACAGCCCCGGUGGUUUCUUUGAAAGUUUAAUCUUGCCCAUCAAGACAGAGACUUUCUUCAAGGAGUUCUGGGAGCAGAAGCCCCUGCUCAUUCAGAGAGAGGACCCUGCGCUGGCCACGUAUUACCAGUCCCUGUUCAGGCUCUCAGACCUGAAGGGCCUGUGCGGCCGGGGUCUGUCCUACGGACGAGACGUAAAUGUCUGCCGCUGCGUCCAUGGGAAGAAGAAGGUUUUAAAUAAAGAUGGCAAGGUGCACUUCCUCCAGCUGAGAAAAGAUUUUGAUCAGAAAAGGGCAACAAUUCAGUUUCACCAGCCUCAGAGAUUCAAGGAUGAACUUUGGAGGAUCCAGGAGAAGCUGGAAUGCUACUUUGGCUCCUUGGUCGGCUCGAACGUGUACAUAACCCCUGCCGGCUCGCAGGGCCUGCCGCCCCACUACGACGACGUCGAGGUGUUCGUCCUGCAGCUGGAGGGGCAGAAGCACUGGCGCCUCUACCGGCCCACCGUGCCCCUGGCGCGCGAGUACAGCGUGGAGGCGGAGGACAGGCUCGGGAGGCCCGCCCUCGAGUUCACGUUGAAGGCUGGUGAUUUGCUGUACUUUCCCAGAGGGACCAUCCAUCAGGCGGACACGCCCCCGGGGCUGGCCCACUCCACUCACCUGACCAUCAGCACCUACCAGAGCAGUUCGUGGGGAGAUUUCCUUUUGGACGCCGUUUCGGGGCUUGUGUUUGAUGCCGCGGAGGAAGACGUGGGGUUCCGGGCCGGCAUCCCCCGGCGGCUGCUCCUGGUGGAAGCCACAGCCGAUGCGAGGAGGCGGCUAAGUGGCUUUCUGAGGACGCUGGCAGACCGCCUGGAAGGCACCCACAAGCUGCUUUCGUCGGACAUGAAGAAGGACUUUGCCAUGAACAGACUCCCCCCUUUCCAUGUGGGAGACGGAGCAGCGCUUUCCACGCCAGGUGGACAGUUGCCGAGGUUGGACAGCAUCGUGAGGCUGCAACAUAAAGACCACAUCGUCCUCACAGUGAUGCCGGAUCAGGGUGGGUCUGAUGAAACUCAAGAAAAGAUGGUUUACAUCUACCAUUCCUUACAGAACAGGAGGGAGACACACAUGAUGGGGAACGAGGAAACAGAGGCGCAUGGACUCCGCUUUCCUUUAUCUCAUGUGGAUGCACUGAAGCAAAUUUGGAACAGCUCAGCGAUUUCUGUCAAGGACCUGAAACUUGCUACAGACGAGGAAAAGGAGAGCCUGGCCUUGUCUCUCUGGACAGAAUGUUUACUCCAGGUAGUCUAGCGCCUCUACGCACUGAGUCUAGCUUUCACAGACACAGGAAAAGCAAACAUUCAUAUGUUGGGGCCCCCGCUGCUCCGAGUAACAGACAGGGCUGGAGGGAUGGUUACAUACAACUUGACUACGUGUGUUCUAGUAACAUGAGACCCACCGGUUACAAGUGCUCAUAUGCAUUAAAGAAAGAAUGGCACAGAACUAAGUGUCCUAGAAAGUGGCAAAACCAUACUUUUGACAAGUUUAUUUAAUCCAGUGUGGUAGGAAAGGCACAACGACAAUAAAGGUAUCAUUUAAAUUUAAAAGUUGUUACCUGGCUUUGUCUCUGUUCUUUGGAAGAAACUUCUUUAAAGAGCCUCAUUGGCUCUGGAAAAAUGUUAAGCAAUUAACACGAAGGAAAAAAUUUUAACUUUUUUUUUUUUUUACAAUGACAAUAUACAUUCCUUUUGUAUACACAAGCCCCCCAUUUAAAAUAAAGUUACCCCUAUAAGUUUCAUUAAAUAAUGCUGCCACACUAAUGAGAGGCACUCAUGUCUAUGGGCGUGAGCGAGUUUUAUAGAUGCUGCUUGAAAGAUGACAAGAGCCUGAGAGUAAAGGAAAAACCCCAAUGAUAUCUACACGGAAAGACCAAGUCUAUAAAAAGUUCUCAAAAUAGUGGGUCUUUGAAUUUAAACAAUUCCUGUUAUUUUACAUUCUAAAGUGCAUAUAGACUGAUAUUUUAAAAAAUACCACUGGAGAACUUAAUCUUUCUAUGUAAAAAAAUAGGACAUUUUUCUGCUUUCUGGCAAAAGUUGGGGAUAAAGGGAACAGUUAUCUCCAACUAUCAGUUUAAAACCAGCUCAGGAAGGAAAAAUGCCUGUGAACUGUAUGGUUAAAGGUGGCAAUGAUUACUUGAAACUAAGCCCAAGGUGAUGAGAUCCUAUCUGAUUCUGCUUAAACAGAAGCUAUUUAAAAUGGGAGUGGAACACUGAGUUUUCUAUUUCGUAGAAAAAUCAACUCCACUUUUACUUACAGUAAAAUGGUAUAGUCAAGUCUCAAAUACUACUUGGUUUUAAUUUGAACAUGUGAAAGUUCCCUUUAUCAGGCAAAUACAUACCUGGCUAUGUUAUAUGGAGGUGAAACAAUUUUAAUAAACCCUUCUUGAGGGCAGAUCAGGCAGACCCGAGGGUGAGGUCUCACGCCGGGACAGGUAACACUGAGAGAGUCCUGUGGCCAGAGGGUGUCUUUGUUAAUACUUAGAGCGCAAGGAUGGUCAGGGGAUUUGUGCUUUUUAAGUCUGAAGGACUGAGCAAAGGAUGGCCACAGACAAUACUCCAUAUUUGAGUUUUUUUUUCUAAUAAAAGUUCAGGUCCCUCCCUGGGGUCAGUUACAAGUAUGAAUACUUAUGGUGCUUCAGUUAUAAAAGCCUCAAUAGAAAACCUUUAAGGUUUAGCUAUUAAUAUAGCAGCUUAAUAGGUUUAUUAACUAUUCUUCAAAUAUUGCUAAAAAUUAUUCACGACCUAUAGGAAUUGACUUCCCCGUGCCUUGCACUCAUCCACACGUGUACAAGGAUGUGAAUAACUACAGGUCGGCAGCACUGCCAGGGCCCUAAAGGAUGCUGUCAGGAACGCAACGCAUUUGGUGGACGGGAGAAAGCACAGGCUUCCGUAGACUCGCUCACCCAAGUUGGAGAUGAAGCAGGAAUAGAACCUUUCCCAGAAAUCAUGACCCGUUCUUCACAGGAGCACGGAGCAGUUGGCAAGACGCUGAGCUCCCGUGGGGAGCACCCAUGGUGUGAAGCUUCAGGAAAAGCGCCGCUCCGGGCCCAGGAGCUUCCUCGGGGAGGCGCGGCGCGUC
This is a messenger RNA of Eptesicus fuscus (big brown bat), 3287 nucleotides long. RefSeq names its product ribosomal oxygenase 2 (gene RIOX2). Gene Ontology annotation, cellular component: nucleolus. The transcript is spliced from 10 exons. NCBI's taxonomy places the organism in Eukaryota, Metazoa, Chordata, Mammalia, Chiroptera, Vespertilionidae. The coding region runs from base 69 to 1460 and encodes 463 amino acids. The record is from RefSeq and is a predicted model, not a curated record. Gene Ontology annotation, molecular function: histone H3K36 demethylase activity; histone H3K4 demethylase activity.